GACUGCUGCUUGACACCCACCACAACAACCUCUCCACAUACACCACAAAACAUGAGCGCCCCCGUCUUCCGCGCCGCCCUCCGCGCCUCGUCGUCGCGCUCAUACCGCCCAGUCGCGCGCGCCUUCUCGGCCUCGCGCAUCGUCCGCGAGGAGGCCGCCGCUGCCGCCGCGCCCGUCGCGCCUAAAAUCAAGUCGAUCGUCGACUCGGUUGAGGGCUUGACGCUUCUCGAGGUUUCCGAGCUCGUUUCGGCGCUCAAGACCCGCCUCAACAUCACCGAGGUCGCCCUCCCUGCCGCCUCUGCGGCCCCAGCAGCCGGUGCUGCCGCGCCUGCGGCCGAGGCGCCCGCUGAGGAGAAGCCCAAGGAGAAGACCAUCUUCACGCUCAAGCUCGAGAAGAUCGACGCGGCCGCCAAGGCCAAGAUCAUCCGCGAGGUCAAGGCCAUCAUGCCCAACAUGAACCUUGUUGAGGCCAAGAAGUUCGUCGAGUCCGUUCCCCAGACCCUCAAGGAGAACGUGCCCAAGGAGGAGGCCGAGAAGCUGAAAAAGACGCUCGAGGGCCUCGGCGCGACCGUCUCGCUUGCCUAGGGGAUUCAUUGCAUGCACAUAUCAGAGAG
Molecule: messenger RNA, 614 nt
Organism: Vanrija pseudolonga
Lineage: Eukaryota; Fungi; Basidiomycota; Tremellomycetes; Trichosporonales; Trichosporonaceae
Gene: MNP1
Product: 54S ribosomal protein L12, mitochondrial
Exons: 4
Coding region: 52-585 (177 amino acids)
Biological process (GO): translation
Cellular component (GO): ribosome; mitochondrial large ribosomal subunit
Molecular function (GO): structural constituent of ribosome; mRNA binding
Source: RefSeq, a predicted model, not a curated record